Dibothriocephalus latus is the source of this 471-nucleotide messenger RNA. Lineage: Eukaryota; Metazoa; Platyhelminthes; Cestoda; Diphyllobothriidea; Diphyllobothriidae. The record is from the annotation of a GenBank genome assembly.
AUGGAUAAGGUCGAGUACUGUGCAAAGGUAGAAAAUCUGUUGAUGGACGAGGAUUCGUACGUGCCAUCGACUGUCAACGAGUUCAAGAAACUCAAAAAUUUCAUAAAUAAGACGAUCGACAAGUUAAGAAAGACAGGAGCCCUCACGAGAAGGGAAGCGCUGGCUGUAAAAGCCAUAGAUGUUGCAAUGGCCCGUUUCUAUGGCCUACAAAAGCUGCACAAGCCCAGAGUGCCCUUACGCCCCAUCGUACCCUCACGUAACACCCCAACUGUUGGGUUGUCAAAGUGGCUGUACCAGGGACUGUGCUUCCUUGCCAAGGAUUCAGAGUGGAGAUUGAAGUCUCAGUAUAAUUCGGUCUUUGUCCUCGUACCUUAUUCUUCUUCGUCUUCUUUGGGGGAUGAUGAAAACAACAAGAUAUCUGGACCUCAAAUAUUUGCGCAUAAAGUAAUAAGUGUGCAGUGUUACACCUGA